Molecule: messenger RNA, 613 nt
Organism: Pichia membranifaciens NRRL Y-2026
Lineage: Eukaryota; Fungi; Ascomycota; Pichiomycetes; Pichiales; Pichiaceae
Exons: 1
Source: RefSeq, a predicted model, not a curated record
AUGACGCCAUCCACCACUCCACCAGGUCCACCAAGUACUACCGCUUCUUGUUCUGCUACUCAAGUGACCACAUGUUCUUUGGUUCCAUGUGAGUACGGACACCCAUCAGCCUCUGUUUCUUUUGGACCAACUGUAAAGGAUUUGGGCAAUGGUGUUUACGAAGGUACCAUUGUUUUCCAAGGUCACAACUGCGCUGAAUUUGCUGACACCGAAGAAAUCAAGAUUGAUGGUGGUGCUUCAGCUGUUGUCGUUUACUCUGCACAAGAAAAUGGCGGUAAGACAAUCAAUGGUUGUUCUUGGACCACUCAGUUCACAUUCACCUCGAGACAAGGUGCCACAUCUGGUCAACAGUGCAUGGAAGACGGUAUGCGUAUCAAGUACGAAUUUUCUGAUGGUUGUGAACAAGAGUCUUUUGAUUACACCUUUGGUUGUGGUAAUGGUGGUGAAUUCGAUUUGCCUGAGCUAUGCUGGAGUGGCAACAGUUGUGGAAGCUCCACCACUGUGUCUUCCUCGACUGUUCCAUCUGGCUCAUCCAGUGCACCAUCGACUGUUCCAUCGACUGUACCAUCUGGCUCAUCCAGUGCACCAUCGACUGUUCCAUCUGGUUCAUCUA